CUCAGAGGCGGGCUCGGUGAGUGGAGUCUGACCGCGGAUGGGUGCCCUGACUGCCCGACGGCCGCGCAGGGGACUGCAGGGCCGCUGGGGAGGAUGUUGUUAACGUAAAGAGCCAGGCUGAUGAGGAAGGUUCCUGAGUCCUUCGGGUAUAAGCGGGAGUUGGGGCGGCUGGAGGGCAGAUGACUCUAAGGUGUGGAUCUUCGGUUCCAAGGGGAGAAUUUGACUUGGGUUUUGUCUAAAAUGCUGAUGGCGGGCCUCACAGAAAAGUUACCAUGAACCGACUUUCCGGAAUUCCCUUGGCGCUGCAGCCUCGUUGCAAAAAGGAAACCGAGAGGAAGGCGACGAGGAUUGGCCUGCGGUGAUGUUAGCGGAAAGUAUCUGUAAUUAGACCCUGGAGGGCGGGCCUGUGAGCGAUUGCUGUCCGCGGUGCUGAAGGAAAGGCUGCCACUCCUAGAGGAGAAAACCUGAUGAGGGCAGGGCUGUGUUUCCGUUUUCCUUGGCCGGGCUCAGCGUCCUACACUCAAUAGGCAUGGGCUUUCUAGCAGCGCUGGAUACUUAGGCGGGCAAGUACCUUCAGCCUUUAAGCCCAACCAGAUGAUUUGCCUGCGGGUUGGAGGCCUUCAGCGCGUUUCACUAGACCUCUGUCUGUAUCCGUCCAGUUAGCCAAGCUUUGAUUAAGGAUGACUUCCUUGUUUGCUCAAGAAAUUCGCCUUUCUAAAAGACAUGAAGAAAUAGUAUCACAAAGAUUAAUGUUACUUCAACAAAUGGAGAAUAAAUUGGGCAAUCAACACACAGAAAAGGCAUCUCAGCUCCAAAUAGUUGAGACAGCUUUUAAAAGGAAUCUUAGUCUUUUAAAGGAUAUAGAAGCAGCAGAAAAGUCACUACAGACCAGGAUGCACCCAAUUCCGCGGCCUGAGGUGGUUUCUCUUGAGACUCGUUACUGGGCAUCAGUAGAAGAAUAUAUUCCCAAAUGGGAACGGUUUCUUUUAGGAAAAGCACCAUAUCCUUUUGCUGCUGAAAAUCAAAAUGAAGCAGAAAAUACCAUUCAAAAUGAGGCAUAGCGAUAACUUCUUCCCAUGGUAUUUGGAAAAGCCUGUUUAAUAAAGCUGGGUGUUAAGGAGUAUGUAGGUAAUUGCAGGAACUUUAGGAAUUAAAUAUGUUCAUAUUCUCCAUUAUCUUGUGAGUGACAGUGAAGAUACAAGAAUUUACUGGCAAGCCUCAUGUUAUCACCUAUUACUAUUUCAAGGUCCCAAAUUUGCUUUCUACCAAACCGAUAGAUGUGUUAAACACUAAUAUUAAAAAGUGGACUCUUUAUUAA
Callithrix jacchus (white-tufted-ear marmoset) is the source of this 1318-nucleotide messenger RNA. NCBI's taxonomy places the organism in Eukaryota, Metazoa, Chordata, Mammalia, Primates, Cebidae. The record is from RefSeq and is a predicted model, not a curated record.